UCUCUCGUUCUCUCUCUCUCUCUCUCGUUCUCUCUCUCCCCACUCCUCCUUGAAACCACCUAACUUCCGGCCACACUCUCCCUUCCUCUACCUGCCUUCGUGUGCCUCUUAUCCAGCGUACAGAUUCCAAUCGGUUCCGUGUCCCAACCACAUGUAGGUCCGGAAGGUGUGUGGAUUUUAUCGGCUUGGUUUGGAAUCACAGUGGGCAUCCCGUUUGUCCUGCGGCUCCUCCCGGCGAGUGGUUCCGAAAAGUGCCUGGCAGAGUUUCUUGAAGGGUCCGACAGCGGCGGUAGUAGGGGGACACUUUUAACCCCCCCACGCACGCUGGACAAAGAAAGAAGUGGGGUGGGGGGCUAAAUUGGAAUAACGGAGAGGAAAAUGAUGGAGAAUUACGUCUUGGCGCUGCUGUGGGCUACGCUCAUGUUCGAUGGGUGCUGGGCUCGGGUGGUGACGGUACCUCCCGGCCCCUUGAUUCGUGUGGAGAGUCAGCCAGUCUCCAUCCGAUGCGAUGUCAAUGACUACAUGGGACCUCGUGAGCAGGACUUUGAAUGGGUGAUGUCCCGGGAGGCCAACGGCCAGCGUAUGAAAAUCAUCUCGACCUUUGAUGCCACUUACUCCCACGGGUCAUUCAGCAAGCGCGUGGCGUCCGGUGACAUCUCAGUGAUGCGUCUCCAGGACAACGUGGUGGAACUGAAGAUAGCCGAGGCCAAGUCGCAAGACGCCGGCUUCUACUGGUGCCAAACGCCGAGCACCGACUCCGUCAGCAGCGGCAAUUAUGAGGCGCAAGUCCAACUCCUUGUCAUCCCCAACACGCUCAAGGUGAGCCCUCAGUCUCCGCCCUCUGUCAUCCCCGAGGGUAGUGAUGUCACGCUCUCUUGCAACGUCACCCGGGAACUCACCCAGCCCACUUACCUGGCCGUCACCUGGUCGCUGAAGAGGGGAGGAACAUCGGAGGACAUUUUGACUUUUGGCCCUCAGGGCGAUGUGGUGACGGGGGCCAAGUACACGCGGCGUUACGCCGACGGAGCCAUCCGUUUGGCGCCCGGGAAGAACGGAUUGUUUGAAUUGGUCAUUUCCAGAGUGACGACAUCCGAUGAAGGGAUUUACCAAUGCAACGGAACUGAGUGGACACAUGAAAAUGGCGGGAAAUGGAUUCAAAUUGUGGGCAGCGCAAAGGAAAUGGGAGCUGUUGCUGUUACUCCGACAGGUCAGUCCCUGACUGUGAAGGCCUCUUCGUCUUCUUCACCCCCCUCGGCGAAUCUGCACCUCACCCCCAAUGACAAACUGACACUGCUUUGCUCCGUCGCUGCCGACAAUCUGCCCUCCCUGUCCCUGGAGGUGUCCUGGCUGGCCAACGGCCGGGAUAUCAUCACCAUGGAACGCAGCGGGGUGGUGAUCUCCAAUAUGUCGGCCGGCUCGGCGCAAGGAAAUCACGGCGAGGCUAGUAUAGAGAGGACCGGCGCCAACCAGUACAGGUUGGCGGUGAGGCAAGUGAGCACUGAGGACGGAGGAGCUUAUGCCUGCCGCAUCCGGGCCUUCAUCGAGAAAGGAGGAAAGAGUUCGGGGGGAGGAGGACGCUGGCACAUGGCGGCUGAGAAGACAUCCAGUCCGGUGAUGGUGAAGGUGUCGCAGAUCAAAACGAGCUUCGAGCUGGAUAUUGAGACCAUCGUUCACCCCCAGAUGACCGGCGAACCGACAGAGUUGGCUUGCCAUGUAACCAAUAUUACACACCUUCCCUUGGGAGGCCGGCUGGGAGUUACGUGGGAGCACAUUCCUCUUCCCGGCGCUGCCAGUGAACCUCAGGCUUCACAAUCUGUUGGUUCUACGGACGGCUACGGCAAUCUUCUGCCCGGUGCAAUGUAUUCGGACCGACUGGAAAGCGGCACGAUGGCACUGAGUAAAAUCCAGCCCAACACCUUCAAACUGCGAUUCCUGCGCACGCAGGAGAUCGACAUGGGCCAGUACGUUUGCGCCGUCUCGGCGUGGAGCAUCGACAACCAAGGCGAUGCGGUGAAGACUGCUGAGCACCAGAGCUUGCCGCUGACUGUGCGAUGGGACACCAAACGUCCCUCGCUGAACGUGGUAGCCAAACGCGUCCGUGAGGCUUCUGUGGGCGGCGCUACCUUUGAGAUGAGCUGCACGGUGGUGACCCAGAACCUCGGCGAAGCGGGUUAUUCGGUGCUGGUCCAAUCGCAAGAAAGCCCCGAAAGCAACGUGAGGACCAUCAUGACCCUCAGCCCUGACAGCGUCGUGCAGCACGGCGGAGCCACAGACCCAAACAGGAGAGACAGUCUGGUUUUGACCAAGUCCGGCCCAGCUGAGUUCCGGUUUCGCCUCGGAGGCGUCCAGUUGUCGGAUCGAGGUUUCUACUGGUGUGACAUCACCGCGUGGACGAAGCAACAGCCGGGUCAAACGUGGACCAGAGCCACGAGCGCAGAGUCCAACAAAGUCAAGAUCGACUUCCAAGAAAACGGACCCUCCUUCUCCAUUGCUAUCCAUUCAGACACCAGUACUGUUUACCCGUGGCAGACAGCCAAGAUGAAGUGUUCCCUCCGCAUCUCCGGAUCCUCACCAAAGACCGAUCACCUAGCCUAUGAGAUUCGUUGGUUUUUCACACGACUUCGCGGAGGGCAGACGACGACGCAAGUAGCCAGCGUGGACCGCUUCGGGGUUGUGCGUAAAGAGGAUCGCAACUCUUCCAGUGACGUUUCUAUCGAACGUGAGGACACGCACUCGUACACGUUGAACGUCCACGGCGCCCAUGACAGUGACAGCGGCGAGUACCACUGUGUGGUUACCCCCUGGUACCUGUCUGCCUCCACGGGGGCCUGGACCCAAGCCGGGGAGUUGACGUCUUCCAGAAUCUUCCUGACAGUCCGAUUUGCCGUGUGGGAGUCCCUAAAGUUGCCCCUCUUGUAUGGCGUUUCAGCAUCAAUAGGUGUGGGCCUCUUCUCGCUGGUCCUGGGCCUGGUUUGCGCCCAGUGCUGCUGCCGCGACAUGGCGCACACUCCCCGCUCACGCAACAAAUUGAUGGACCUGGAGAUGGACUGACAAAUACUUUCCCCUGCGCCCUCCCACUACAGCGCCCCCAGGAAACAGCAAACGCCCAACAGACACACGCCCGUCAACGACUUGUGGGACACCCAGUUGUUUCCGAGUAGAGGACGUUGGGAGUAAAACGGGCGGCGGGCGCGUUUCCUUGGGGGCCCAAUUCAAGGAAGUAUCUCGAGAGGGAUUUCAGCACUGCAGUGGAGGAGCAGGGAGUUGUUGUUCUUUUUUUUUUUUACUUUUACAGGCACAGGAGAUUUCACUGCCAUGUGGGAACAAAGGACCACUUAUCUACCAAACACUAACAAAUGAAAAGCUCGGGUUCUGCCUUUGUGCAAACUACAGCCACAUUUUGAAUGCCAACGUGGACUGUUCAGUCAGCCUGAGCCUCGUUUCGGCGGCGGUUCCGGAGCGGCCGGAGAAAGUCGUCUCCCCCCCCCACCCCGCCGCCCUUCCCCACGCAAGAGGCAUUGCACUAGCGACCCAGAGUGUUCCUUCCUACCUUAACGAAUGGACGAUAACUAACUUUUCUUCUCGGCUCUAUUUUUUUGAAAAUUAAGAGAUUUUAAAAGUCGGACCGAUUUUUAUGCAUCCCAAGGAGACAUGCAGUGUGUGUGCGUGUGUGAUGUCACUUAUUGAGAAAUAUUUUGUGCGUUGUGUGCACAGUGCCAGUGUGCAUGUUGUAUUUUAUAGUGAGCAGCGGGAGAUGUUUUCAGGGUUACAUCAAACACUCCCAAAAGUUGCUGUCACUCCACUACUUGUAGUCAUGUGUUCACCCCAAAACCCUUCUCUCCCAAAAAGUCAGUGUUGCAUUUAAAUUUGCACCUUUUCAGAUCAUUACACCUUCCAACAAUGAACGCAUCCUCCAUCUUUGCCCCGUGUAAUCGAAGCAAGGUCAAACUGCCAUAUUUGUAGACCUUGUUGAGUGUUUUUUUAAAAUCUUGCGUGGUGCCUUGAAAUACGACCUGAAUUUGUUCCCCGCCCAAGCCAAACGCUCAUCUUAAAUCAUAUUUCCCCAUUGAAAUGAAUGGGAAUGGCAUUAAUCCGUGCCAGACCCUGAAAAGCAACAAUUUGUGUAUUUUCAAAAAAAAAAAAGAAAUAGCACUCUGCAAUGUACUUUAU
Molecule: messenger RNA, 4170 nt
Organism: Syngnathus typhle (broad-nosed pipefish)
Lineage: Eukaryota; Metazoa; Chordata; Actinopteri; Syngnathiformes; Syngnathidae
Gene: ptgfrnb
Product: prostaglandin F2 receptor inhibitor b
Exons: 15
Coding region: 379-3051 (890 amino acids)
Source: RefSeq, a predicted model, not a curated record